Molecule: messenger RNA, 6286 nt
Organism: Diorhabda carinulata
Lineage: Eukaryota; Metazoa; Arthropoda; Insecta; Coleoptera; Chrysomelidae
Product: unc-112-related protein-like
Exons: 9
Coding region: 226-2358 (710 amino acids)
Biological process (GO): cell-matrix adhesion; integrin-mediated signaling pathway
Cellular component (GO): cell-substrate junction
Molecular function (GO): integrin binding
Source: RefSeq, a predicted model, not a curated record
GAUACGAAACGCGCAAGCUCGUUAUCUGAAGUAUUAUUCUCUCUUUUAUCUCCCAUUUUCAUUUUCAAUUUUCAUUUGGCUUGUUAGUGAGCGUUUGCUCCACAUUUCCAGUCUUCCAAAAUUUGCGUGAUGCGUGAAAAAUAUGUGAUUUUGUGAAUUCUAACCUAAAAAAUAAGUACUCGUGAAAGUGAAGUGUUAAUUAUUAAAUAUAUAAAAAAAACAAAUAUGUUUGCGAACGGACAAGUCGUAGGAGAUGGCACAUGGGACCUUCGAGUUUUUGUCACGGAUCUUCAAACGGAAAGGUUGAUUCGCGUAAAAGGAGAUGUCCACAUUGGCGGCGUAAUGUUGAGGCUGGUCGAGGACCUAGAAAUAUCGAUGGAUUGGUCAGACCAUGCUUUAUGGUGGCCCACUAAAAACGUAUGGCUUACAAGAACUCGAUCUACUCUAGACCAGUGCGGCGUUCACGCCGAUGCUCUACUCCAUUUUACACCAAUGCACAAAAUUCUGAGAGUACAGCUGCCCGACCUUAGGUACCUCGAUAUGCGAGUGGAUUUUUCAAUAAAAACCUUUUCGGCUGUAGCUCAAUUAUGCAAGGACCUCGGAAUCAGGCAUCCUGAAGAAUUGUCCCUUUCCAAACCGUUGGAAUACGUUCAUCUAAAAUACAAUUAUAAAGAUAUGCCAAAGAAGAAAUAUGAAAAUGGUACGACUAAAAACGGGCAUUUACCAGCCGAUACGAAUACUUUUAUAGCCAAUACGAGUCCCGGUGGAAGUACGGGAAGUUUGGAUAAAUCUCCUUUCAUGUGCGCGCCCGUUACGCCCUCUAGAGCACCAGCUAGUUCGACGCCAGUUAGCAGUCCGCAGGGAAACGGUACGUGGAAUAGGAAUGGUUUCGAUAUGAAUGGCACCUUGAACUAUUCGGGACAUAUACCUAACAGUGCUAGUUUGGAACAACUCGACGGAUCUUUCGAUAACUCUUUGGCGCACAGUCCACCAACUCCUCAUCCGGAGGCUAGGAAGUCUCUCGUUAGACCAAAAUCACUUAUAGAAAAAGCUCGAAUGAAUGUAGCUUGGUUGGAUUCUUCGUUGUCGAUCAUGGAACAAGGAGUCCGCGAGCACGACACGCUUUGUUUGAGAUUCAAAUUCUUUUCGUUCUAUGAUUUGAAUCCUAAAUAUGACGCCAUCAGGAUAAAUCAGAUUUUCGAGCAGGCGAAAUGGCAUUUGUUGAAUGAAGAAAUCGAUUGUACGGAAGAAGAAAUGCUUAUGUUUGCCGCAUUACAGCUACAAGUGAAAUUACAAGCGAACCAACCUCAACCUCAUCUGGACAACGGAAGCACUCCUUCCCCCGUCGAAGAUGACAUAGACGCCGCUCUAAAUAACCUCCAAACGACCUUAGAAGGUUCGAGUAUCAGUACUUUUUCUAACGACAUCACCCAAGUGCCGGAAUUGAGAGACCAACUUAGAUUUUUAAAACCGAAACGUUUUACACUUAAAGCGUACAAAAAAUAUUGGUUCACAUGUCGUGAUCUGCACCUAUACAUGUACAAGAGCAGGGAAGAUAUGCUCAAUACGCAAAAUCCAGUUUUUAACGUCAAUUUGAAGGGUUGCGAAGUCACCCCCGACGUUAAUAUAAUGCAGAAUAAAUACGUUAUCAAAUUAGAAGUGCCAAGUUCAGAAGGAAUGUCCGAAAUGUAUAUAAGAUGCGACGAUGAAACUCAAUAUGCUAGAUGGAUGGCAUGCUGCAGAUUAGCAGCAAAAGGUAGAUCAUUGGCAGACAGUUCGUAUGAAACGGAAAAAAAGACAAUUCUAGACUUCUUGCAUCUACAGAAACCUUCCAUACAACCCGUCAUCAAUCCAAACAACCUAGAUUUACAAUUGGAAGAUUAUAUCGCUCCGAAAUAUUUAAAAAAAUCAAAAGCAAAAUUAACUCAGAGGAUACUAGAAGCUCACGCGAACGUCAAAGAUCUGAGCCUGAUAGACGCCAAGAUGAAUUACAUCAAAGCCUGGCAACUUCUUCCCGACUACGGCGUCAGUCUAUUCGUCGUAAAAUUCAUGAAUUCCAAAAAAGAAGAAUUAUUAGGUGUCGGUUACAACCGCAUAAUGAAAAUGGACAUAAAUACCGGCGAUCAUCAAAAAACUUGGAGAUUCAAUACCAUGAAAGCAUGGAACGUCAAUUGGGAAAACAAACAUAUGAUGGUGCAAUUCGAAGAAGAAAAUAUCGUUUUUAGUUGUUUGUCCGCCGAUUGUAAAGUCAUACACGAAUUUAUCGGCGGUUAUAUUUUCUUAUCGACCAGAUCUAAAGAUGCCAGUCAAACGCUUAACGUAGAGUUGUUCCAUAAAUUGACUGGUGGAUGGUCCUAGAUUAUUUAAAUCAGUGCCUUUAAUGGAAAUGUGUCAAUUAACAAUUAUUUUUAUCCCUUCAGUAGACCUUCUCAUUGUGUAGAUAUAUAUAUAUAUAUAUAUAUAUAUAUAUAUAUAUAUAUAUAUAUAUAUAUAUAUAUAUAUACGUCGCUCCAAAAUGGCCCCGAGGAUUUUUUCUUAGAUCAUUAGUUUCUUGUAUCACCCAGUAUAAAUACUCAAGGCUCGAAUCCAGUUGUUUGUAUUGGGUAAAAAUUUUAUUUUCUUCGGAUUAGAUUUGUCGGGAUCUAUAUUUGACAGUUCCGAUGCUUUUGCUUUGUUAUGCAAUUUCUUCAAUCAUUUUUUUCGUCCGACAAGAUGAUGUAGAGCAUUGAAUGCUUCAUAGAAUUCUAAUAAAGCAAUACUCUCUGCAAAUAAUAGUCUUGGAAGAAAAGUGGAUUUUUCCCAUUUAGGAAGGACAUACUUUCAUACAAAUCUUAUUAUUUUUUGGUUAAGAAGUCUUGCAUCUUAUUGUAAUACUCUGGUUUCUAUUUAUUUUCAUGCUAUAUAAGUCGCACAAGGCGUUUUUUCUCAUUUAGAACAUAUUUGCAUAUAAAUAUUGUUUUCUUUUUUAUGGUCAGGAAGUCUUGAGUUUCGAUGGAAUUCUCUUCCUCAAGCGUUGGCGCAAAAGAUUUUUCCUAAGACUUCUCUUUCUAAGGUUCACGGUCUAUUAUGGUCCAUGUUUCACAAUAAGGUGAAGGAAUAUCUUAACACUGAAAACAAUAGUGACCUAAUUCAAAAUUUAGGGAAGUUACAAACCCAAAAAUUCAAACACUGACUUAUUUCUACUAUGCAAGGCUCCAAAACCAUCACCAUUUACUAUCUACAAUUCUUCGUCAAUUAAAAAAAAAUAAUAAUUUCACAUUAAGUCACUUUCGUUCUCAUCAUUUCACAUCUUGUAUCCUUUUAUUCCUUGUGAUCCACUAUUGUAGUUCCAAGUUGUCUAAAUUCUUCAAUUAUCUCAAAGUUAUGGUUGUCGAUGGUAUUAUUCAGUCUCUUAGGUCCUGGUAUCAUUGAUGAUAGUCUGGUAUUUAAAGCCCGAUAUGAAUCAGUGAUUUUUGGAAGGCUCAAAUUACCAAUUAGUUUAAUUGUGUGUGGCAGUAAACGUGAUUUCAAAAUAUUAAUAUAUAUACAUAUAUAUAUAUAUAUAUAUAUAUAUAUAUAUAUAUAUAUAUAUAUAUAUAUAUAUAUAUAUAUAUAUGAUUAAUAACAAUUACAUUAUCUGGUCCUUCAAGCCGGGUAUAACGACUUAAAGAAGGCUCCAAGGAUCAGAUUCUACUUCUAUCAACCAACUAGUAGGAUUAAAAUAAUUUUUUGAAAACGAGAAGGUUUGCUGUUGGUUUUUAAAUUUUUUAAUAAUGUCUAAUGCCAGAAUCUAAUCAACUAAUAUUGACUUUUGGCAUUGCUUUUAAUGACAUUGUUUUACAUUAUGUCGAUUUUUGUAAAUAAUAUCGUCAGUAUUUCGUUAUGGGUCGAGUUAAAUUCAUACUAUGAAGAUGCACACCGUAUUUUAUAGGGUUUGUUACGAAUUGUAUAUGAAUAACGAAAACUUGAGGUUGAGGUAAAAAAAUUGUGAUGUUUAAAAAAAUGUUCGAUAUUGGACAUAUUUCAAAACUGUAUUCGUAAAUUUUGACAUCACACGGUAUAAUUUUUUCAAACUGAGGUGGAGUUAUCUUAGUAAUAAUAACCUCGAUCUAUAUUGGUCGUGAUUCACCUCGAGGAUCAUUGUGGUACCCUUUAUUUUUCACAAUUUGGAAACUUAGCUAACUACUUAACUAUCUUAGCUUAUUUUUAAGCAUUUCAAAUCUAGAAACAGUUUUUUCACUUCUUCUAAUUCUGCUAUUUUUUUCGAAACAAUCUACUGCAUCUUUGAUGUCAUAUUCCCAUCAAGGCAGAUGUUCGAUCGUCUCUUCUUCUCCGUUACACUCUUUAAAAUAAUUAUCCAUUGUCAUUCCCCAUUUCUGGAGUAUUGUACUAUAUCCAGUGAUUACCCCAAAUAUCUUUUAGAUUUAGUGUUUUGUGAAUGUUAUUAUCUUUUUGUUUCUUGUCCAAGUCGCUCUGGAUAUCAUGUUUAUUCAUAUAGGUAUUUUAAUUUUUAGUUUCUAUCACUUGCCUCAAUAGCUUCUUUCAACAAUUUCAUUGUUAGUAAUAACUGUCUUCUUUGGUAACUUUUCCUCAAGUCCUACUUUUUGCAAGCCUAGUACUUCCUUCCGCUUCAUAGUGUCAAAGUGCCUAGUAAAGACUCAUUUUAGUGUCACUAAUCCAGGAAAAUGACUCUCUACAACUACAGUUAUUAAUAAAACCGAAAAAUUAUCAAUGUAUGUAUGCUUGAUUUAGAUGAAUAUCCACUAAGACCUGAUGAAUAUAUCGGGUCCUCUUCUCUACUCAGCUUCCAAAUACUAUAUUUGAAACUGUAGUUCUUUGUUCCUGAUUCCUGAGGUUUGAUUAAUUCUUUCUGUUUUAUCUAGCAUUUGGUAGCAGCAUUAAAUAUAUGGACGUUUCCUCUCCAGCUUACAAAAUCUGGAGUAUCUUUUUUUCACCAGAUUGAGUUUCUGUAAUGUCAAAUUAGAUGAUAAUGUCUUGUUAGAACUCUUAAAUUAGGAAAUCUGGUGCCCCGUUGGAAAUUUCCUGAUUUCAUUUGGUUUAAUACAGAUACCUUUGCUAAACUGUCUUACCACAAAAGGUAUUUCCCAUCUAGGGCACCUUGUCUUACAAAUCUUGUUAUAUGCAUAAUAAAUCUUAUACUUCACUGGAAUUUUCUUGAUUCCAAUACUUUCAACGCCCAUAUAUCUAGUAUACUGUCCCACAACAGAAGUGGAGGUCGUCCUAGCUAUCUAGGACAUUUAUUUAUAAGAAUCCUGUUGUUGUAUGGUCAGUAAAACUUGUCUUCCAUUGGAGUUUUCUUUAUUCCAUUUGUUUUAAUGCUGAUACUUUUGCUAUACUGUCCUACGACAAGUACAAGGGUAUCCUAGAGGGUAUUUUCCAUCUAGGGUACCUUAUCUUACGAAUCUAAAGGUGAGGAGAUUUAAAAUCACUUCUAAUGCAGAUGUUGGGGAUGAUUUCAAGGCUCCAAUUGCACACGAGCAAACAAGUCUUUGUACCUUGGAGAGAUUGUUCCUUCUGGUGUUCAGACUAGUUCUAGUACUCGAAACUACUGCCCUGUACAUACAACCCCAAUUUUUUUCUGCAAUGUUGGCUGCAUCUCCUUUUCGUGUUUGUUCCAUAGAAGUUUACUGUCUAGUGUGAGUCCCAGAUAUUUCCCUUUUAAUUUCCUCUCAAUGGCUUGUCCUGGUAACGUUAACUAGUUAAUUUGAUUCUUUUUUGUGUAUUUAGUUUCUUACCUUAGAAAUGUCCACAGAAUAAAAGAAAAUGAAAAUAUUGUUCGUUUAAGUUUACCAGACAUAAUUAAAAUUAAUUGUUUAAUUAACUAUUAAUCAAAAUUUGAAAUUCCAAUUACCAAUUAUGCCCUAUUAGGUGAAAUGUCACUUAUUUUCAUAUUAAAAAAAAAAUUGAUAUACUGCUAUUGAUAUUUUAUGGUUUUUUAAAUUUUUUUUGAAACGAACAAAGUGAAAAUUUUGAAAAUCACUUUUGAAUUAUUAAAAAUUUUGUAUUAAGAAUUGAUUAUUAAAAAUAGUGAUGAAUUUGGCACGUCCAAUAUAAAAUUGAUUUAGAUUUAUAUUUAUUAUUGUAAAAUAAAGUGCUUAUAUUUUACGCUAUCGAUUUGUUGCUUUUAAUGUUAUAUAUUAAUGUUACUAAAUAUUUUAAACAUUAUUUUUACCACGUUUAUAUAUUUUAACUUUACAUUGAACACUAUACACAGUACAUAAUGCCAAUAUUUUAUAUAAAUUCAUUUUAUGUACAAACGUUAUUAAUAAACUAUAACAAUUUUUCA